Messenger RNA from Nicotiana tabacum (common tobacco), 1213 nucleotides. RefSeq lists its product as uncharacterized. The record is from RefSeq and is a predicted model, not a curated record. Lineage: Eukaryota; Viridiplantae; Streptophyta; Magnoliopsida; Solanales; Solanaceae.
UACAACUCUGGCUGCCAUUGCCAUUUGCCCCCUCUGGUCAAAUAAAUCAUCACUUUCCUUUCUCUUUCCAAUUCUACUCCUCUCCCCUGCAUUUGCUUAUAUCAUCAUUACCCUUGUCCUUCUUUAUUUUUUCUCUCCAUAGCAAAAGCAGCUAAUUACAAAUUUUGCUAUUAAUGGAGAUGGAAGUGAUGAUAGCUUCACCUCCAGUGGACUUCAACUUCGAUAGUGCUUGUACUACUCCUUAUAUAAGUGCUUCUUCAAGCCCUCAACGUUUUGGCAAUUAUUUUCUCAGCGCCCCUACUAGCCCUGCCCACGGUGGCGAUGCCCUAAGAACAACCGGUGGUGAAGUUCCAUUCAAUUGGGAGGAAAAGCCUGGAAUUCCAAAAUCAAGAGCAACCCGGGAUGAGAAUGAUGAUUUUGCUUUUGAUUUUAGUGGUCAGUUGGAGAGAAGCUCUGUAUCAGCUGCUGAUGAGCUUUUUGAUGGUGGAAAAAUCAAGCCUUUGAAAUUGAAGCCACCACCAAGAUUACAGUAUGAAGGCAAACCAUUUGAUUCGCCGAAAUCUCCAAAGAAAAAGUUGAAGAAGAAAGAAUUAGAUCCAUUUGCAGCAGCCCUAGAGCAGAGUAGUCGAACAGAAAAUGAUCGCCCUGGUAGGGAAAGAACUCAGCACUCUACAAGUUCUUCAAGGCACAAAAAGACAAGAUCUUUAUCUCCUUUCAGAGCUUCCGAUUUACUGUUUGACAGUGAAAGCAAGCAAGAAAAUACAAACAUAUCUUCUUCUUCUUCAUUUUCAUCGAUGAUAACACUAUGGUACAGCAAAUGGAAGCUGAAAGACUUGUUUCUAUUCAGAAGCGCGUCAGAGGGUAGAGCAAGUAACAAAGAUCAGUUAAACAAGUUUUUGAAGAAAACUCAUAGUAAAGAGUCAAGCUUUAGAUCAACUGGUAGUAGUGUUGGAUCGUCAUCGGUAUCAAGCUCCUUGAGGAGGAGGGAGGUUUCGGCUCAUGAGUUGCAUUACACGUUGAAUAGGGCACUCUCGGAGGAGAUGAAGAGGAAAACUUUCUUGCCAUACAAGAAAGGCGUACUGGGUUGCUUAGGCUUCAUUCCUGAUGCAAGUUUUAGAGGUGUUGCUUCUUCUAUGUCCAUGACUCGUCGUUAAUGAGUCUCUAUCUGUAAGAAACGAAAAAACAUUAAAUACUAUGGAUUCGUUUUCGUGUA